Molecule: messenger RNA, 1291 nt
Organism: Tachyglossus aculeatus (Australian echidna)
Lineage: Eukaryota; Metazoa; Chordata; Mammalia; Monotremata; Tachyglossidae
Gene: STEEP1
Product: STING1 ER exit protein 1
Exons: 7
Coding region: 70-738 (222 amino acids)
Source: RefSeq, a predicted model, not a curated record
GGUUACCGGCUGAAGAAGAAGAAGAAGAAGAAGAAGAAGAAGAAGAAGAAAAGGAAGAAAAAGAAGAAAAUGCCGAAGGUGGUGUCGCGAUCGGUGGUUUGCUCCGACACCCGGGAUCGUGAGGAGUAUGACGACGGCGAGAAGCCGCUGCACGUGUAUUACUGUCUGUGCGGACAGAUGGUGCUGGUGCUGGAUUGCCAGCUCGAGAAACUGCCCAUGAGGCCCCGGGAUCGGGCUCGUGUGAUUGAUGCGGCCAAACACGCCCACAAGUUCUGUAACACGGAGGAGGAGGAGAACGUCUAUCUCCGAAGACCUGAUGGUAUCGAGCGACAGUAUAGGAAGAAGUGUGGCAAGUGCGGACUCCUCCUUUUCUAUCAGCACCAGCAGAAGAACGCUCCUGUGACCUUCAUUGUGGAUGGGGCUGUGGUCAAGUUUGGACAAGGCUUCGGAAAAACCAAUAUCUACAGUCAGAAACAAGAGCCACCCAAGAAGGUGAUGAUGACCAAAAGGACGAAGGACAUGGGCAAGUUCAGCUCGGUCACAGUCUCCACCAUCGAUGAAGAGGAAGAAGAGAUCGAGGCCAGAGAAAUUGCCGACUCCUACGCCCAGAAUGCCAAAGUGAUUGAAAAGCAGCUGGAGCGCAAGGGCAUGAGCAAACGGAGGCUGCAGGAGCUGGCCGAAUUGGAAGCCAAGAAAGCCAAGAUGAAGGGAACCUUGAUCGAUAACCAGUUCAAGUGACAGAGGCUUGUAAUGGGCCGAGAAGGGCUCCUCCAACACAGGGUGGCCCGUCAGCCUUCAGCGGACCACCCGCCCGGACUCGUCUCCGGUUUCUGACUACGACACGACGAUCCCAGGCCAGGAGAACAUUUAAAAACUCUUUCUGUACAUAUGUGUUCUCUAAGCUGUAUUGUACCCAGUGGGCAUUUCACUUAAACUCUGACAAACUUUCUGCCAGUAAUGGAAAUGGAUCCAUAUUCAGGCUACUCCACACCUUGGGUCUGAUGGCUGUCGUGGCGUGCUUUCUCAGGUCUGGCUGGAACCGGGAAGAGCAGCAGGAACUCCUGUCCAAGGGUCCAGGAGGCAGCCCCAUUCCAGAGCCUAGACUUCUGCUGGGAAAAGUCCAGGUGAUUCGGGAGCUACCUUCUGGAUUUUAGGGUUUGGUGUUGGCCGAUAGGGAGAUGAGAUCCUGUAGCCCCAUUGUUUCAUAACUGUGAGGGCCUUAAUACAACUGAAGUAUUGAUAUGGGAGGAGUACUGUUUGUGAAAUAAUAAAGCACAAGACGUGACCUUUU